Molecule: messenger RNA, 2502 nt
Organism: Alternaria atra
Lineage: Eukaryota; Fungi; Ascomycota; Dothideomycetes; Pleosporales; Pleosporaceae
Exons: 2
Coding region: 1-2502 (833 amino acids)
Biological process (GO): transmembrane transport
Cellular component (GO): membrane
Molecular function (GO): sulfate transmembrane transporter activity
Source: RefSeq, a predicted model, not a curated record
AUGGCUUCACACUCGCGCGACUCUUCCAACGCCAGUGCCCGUCACGCCCACGCACCUUCGACGCCCAGCCAGCUUCGCCAGGCCCAUGUGCCCUCGGACCGGUCCAGUUCUCCCGAGGAAGUCAUGCGUCCCCGCCCCUACUACGACGACGACGAGCCCCAUGCCUCGAGCAGCGCCGCUCCCCACGACCUCGACUUCUCCACUGAUGGCAUCCAGCCCACGACAGACACGACGUCCAUACACUCAACCCACGAGACUGUCGCUCCCCCAGGCGGCAUCAUCGAGAUCGACCUCGAGCCGACGGCGCGCACGCGGCUGCUGAACCACCAGAACUGGGACAACUCGAACCGGGCUGAUGCGAGGCCGUCGGCGCAUCGCAAUUAUGGCAGCUUCGCGGGCAGCAUCCACUCGGAGCAGAGCUUUGGUGGCUCCUUCCCGGGCAUACAAGAGACGGCAGAGGAUGGCGCACCAGACGAAGCACAUGCGCUGCUGGGUGACGCCUUUGCCGACGGUGUCCUGAACAAGAAGAACGGGCAGAAGAUGAGCACAACGCAGUGGCUCGCUGAGCGCCAUGGCAUCAAGGACAAGCGCAUGAUGUACCUCAAGUACUACAUUCCCGUCCUUAACUGGACGCAGCAGUACAAGUGGCGCUACUUCAAGGGCGACCUUAUCGCAGCCAUCACCAUGGCCUCGUUCUAUAUCCCCAUGUCGCUCUCGUACGCCUCCAACCUGGCCCACCUGCCGCCCGUCCAUGGCCUCUACAGCUUCGCCCUGAACCCCCUCAUAUACGCUGUCCUAGGUACCUGUCCGCAGAUGAUUGUCGGUCCCGAAGCGCCUGGCUCGCUUCUUAUCGGCGAAAUUGUGCGCGACAACAUUAAAAAGGGUACCACCCAUGACAACGACGGCAGGCGCAAUGCCGAGAUCGCUGGCAUCGUGACAUGCAUGGCCGGUGCCUUCAUCCUCGUCGCGGGUUUCUUCAGACUAGGCUUCCUGGACAACGUCUUGAGCCGGCCUUUCUUGCGAGGAUUCAUCAGCGCCAUUGGUGUUGUGAUUUUUAUAGAUCAGCUCAUUCCCCAGAUGGGGCUCGCAAGACUGGCUGCCGAUCAGGUAUCCCAUGGCAGCUGUCUGGACAAGGUCGUCUUCCUCUUCCGCAACGUUGGUCGCGCCCAUGGACUCACAUGUGCCAUGUCCUUUACUGCUUUUUUCAUCAUCAUGUUCUUCAGGCAAGUUCCAAAAGAGUUCAAGAAGCGAUUGCAGCCAAGAUACCCUAACGUUGCUUUUAUUCCCGACCGAUUUGUAGUUGUCGUACUGUCUGCUGUGCUUACCUGGCGAUAUCGUCUGGACCAACAGGGGCUCGCCGUUCUUGGAGACGUCAACUCUAGCGCCAAGAUAUUCUCCAUCCACUUCCCCUUUGAGACGUCGCAUCUCAAGUAUGUGUCAGAUGCCAUCAACACCGCAUUGAUCAUUGCUAUGCUUGGUUUCUUCGAGUCCUCAGUUGCAGCCAAGUCUUUGGGCGCCGGUGACGUAAACAAGGAUGGCGUUCAGAUGCCACUCAGCGCGAACCGCGAGCUCAUCGCACUGGGAACCGCAAACAUCACUGGUGGACUGUUCAUGGCACUUCCAGCUUUCGGCGGCUACGGUCGUUCCAAGGUCAACGCAUCCACCGGUGGUUUGACCCCCAUGAGCUCAGUGCUGCUAUCCAUCAUCACUAUUCUGUGUACUGUCUUCAUGCUACCGUAUUUCUACUACCUACCCAAAGGCGUUCUUUGCGCCAUGGUCUCGGUUGUAGCAUAUUCACUUGUCGAAGAAGCACCACACGAUGUCAAAUUCUUCCUAAAGAUUCGUGGCUGGUCAGAGCUCAUCCUCAUGGGUCUCAUCUUCGUCAUCACUAUCGUAUGGGAUCUUAAGCGCGGUAUCGGAGUUGGUAUUGGUCUUUCCCUCCUACGCUUAAUACGUCAUUCAGUUCGUCCCCGCAUUCAAAUCUUGGGCCGUGUGCCAGGAACCACGAACCAAUUUUCCAACGCCGAGCAUCAUGCGGGAGAUGUUGAGUUCAUCGAAGGGUGUCUGAUUGUCAAGAUACCUGAACCUUUGACUUUUGCCAACACAGGAAACUUAAAGACUCGUCUGCGCCGCCUAGAGGAUCACGGCACCAACAAGGCACAUCCUGCUCUUCCGCGCGUUCGUCGUGCAGAGCACAACAAGAAUAUCAUCUUCGAUGUACAUGGCGUCACGUCGCUUGACGGCGCCGGAGCUCAGGUCCUUGCUGAGAUUGUAGAGUCUUACAGAAAGCGGGGAGUCAGAGUCUUCUUUUGCAGAGUGCCAAACGAGUCAAGUCCAGUCUACGAGCUGUUCGACAAGAGCGGCAUUAUUGACAUGUGCGGCGGCCCAAGACACUUUCUACAGAGUGUCGAGGAGGCGCUUCGCAUGACGGAACUGGAGCGAUUGACUGAGGAGUUUGGAAGCUCCGCGGAAGGAUCAAGGGCUACAUCCAGCCGAGCUUAG